AAACUAAUCUAUAUGUAUAUAACUUAAAUGAAAUCAGCUGAUUCAUGCUGAACUUCCAGUGAAAUUAGCGAGUCAUUAGCAUAAGCUAGCAAUUCUCGAAACUCAAUUUGUUUGUGGAUCUUACAAAACUCUGCUGUAAGGCAAUAUACUUGGCAACAAAUGACGUAUGUACCUGCAUGAAAACAACAUUUCGCUUGCCAGGUGUAACUAAAUAGUGAAACCACAACCACAGCGGCAAAACCCCAAUUAUAUGUCAAUACUACAAAAACAAAUCUUUGAAAGUGAUAAGCGUAUGCUUCUUCUUACACAGUGCUUGUCAGCGCUCUGAUUAUUCGCAGUAUAUAAAUACAAACAAAUGAAUAAUAACAUAGACAAUUAAGAAUAGUUUACUACAACAUACCGAAAUAAGAUAAGAAUAACAACAAAAAAAAACAAAGAUAAUAAUAAAAUAUGACAAGUGAUAAAAGCAACUAUUAAGCAAUAAUAUUGCACCAAAGCAGAAAAUAGCGAAACUGCGAUGGAAAAGUAGAGCGAAACACUUAAAAUUUAAAUUCUAUGGCGAGCGGCGAGUUCUACUUUUAACUAAAACGCUUGGCGUUGAUAUGUGAAAACGAAUGAGUUUCGGAGCAGGCAGCGUUUAAAGCCAAUGUCAACAGUGAGGGUAAACAUUAGUUUCUUAACAACAAAGAAUCAGCAGUAAAAAACGCUGAAAGUGAUAAUAGCAGUAGUGAGCGAAAAUAGCAACAACAACCGGCGCAGCAGCAGCAGCAAUAAUAUUUAAUUAACAACCGGCGCAGCGUCGACAACAUCAGCAACAACAAUGGUUAAAGACAGACUGCCUGAGCUGCUACAGCGCUCAGGCAGCGUGCUCUCCACUGUCUCGGCAUCGAAUGGUGCGGCAUUGUUUCAGCGCUCUAGCAACAUCGAACUCAAAUUAGCAGAGAUGAGUGCACCCAUGGACGCAAUACUCAAUCCGUAUUCGGAGAUACGAGUACAAUUGGCACAAAUUUCCGCGAAUUUGGACACAAUGAAUCGUAUGGUGCAAACAAUAAAUAUACGUAAUUUUAAUGAAAAAGAAAUGGACGAACUGCGUACUCAAAAUCUUAAAAUGGGCAAUCAACUAAUGAACAAAUUCAAGGAAUUCAAAUCGAAUAUGCCGCCAGAGAAUGAUUUCACAUUGGAGGCGCGCAUGAAACGAACGCUAUUCUAUGGUCUCUAUCAAAGUUACAUACAAAUAUGGACGAAAAAUGAAGAAUUCCUGCAGCUGUACGAGCGAAAGCUGAAGAAGAAUUUGGAAAUACAUUCAAAAAUAAUGAAUUGCAACUCCACCGAAGAGGAAAUCGAAGAACUGAUAGCAAAUAAGACAACAAAUCUCUUCGUAGGCAAUAUUCUAGAAGAAACCGAAAAUGAACGACGCACGCUACGCGAUUUGAUGGAUCGUUUCAAUGAGCUAAAGAAGCUGGAGAAGUCCAUUGAAGAUGUACAUGCGUUAUUCCUGCGUAUUCAAACACUUGUAAUGGAACAGAGGGAAACGAUAAACCGCGUUGAAUUUGUUGCUCAACAAGCGACACACUUCGUGGAUAAAGGUCAGCAUAAGCUGAAAAAGGCUGAAACGUUGAAGCAGAAGGCUUUAAAGAAGAAAUUUUGGCUUAUCGGCAUUGCGGUGGCUGUGUUAGUUGUUUUAAUAUUAAUUGGUAUUUAUUUAUGAUCAAAAGAAAAAUAUAACUUAGUGAUUGUGAAAAACA
Messenger RNA from Rhagoletis pomonella (apple maggot), 1745 nucleotides. RefSeq names its product syntaxin-4. Gene Ontology annotation, molecular function: SNARE binding; SNAP receptor activity. The record is from RefSeq and is a predicted model, not a curated record. The transcript has 9 exons. The coding region runs from base 821 to 1708 and encodes 295 amino acids. Gene Ontology annotation, biological process: vesicle fusion; vesicle-mediated transport; intracellular protein transport. NCBI's taxonomy places the organism in Eukaryota, Metazoa, Arthropoda, Insecta, Diptera, Tephritidae. Gene Ontology annotation, cellular component: synaptic vesicle; membrane; SNARE complex.